AUGGCGAGCCCCUCCUGCCCUGGACCCUCCCGCCCCACCCUCCCAGGAGCCGAGCCCCCCCACCCACCUGCGACUGCGCUCUGGGUCCGGUGCGCCCCGCCCCCAUCCCCUCCCCUGAGCGGAGGUGGCACUGCGGAGCGCAAGCUCGCGUCCCACCCGUGCUCUGCCCCCGGGCACCCGAGCCGAUCUGCUGAGAGAGGGGCGCUGAGCCUGGGGCCUGGGCUCCAGCCCAGGGCAGGCCUCCCAUCUGUCUUUGGUGUCCCCCUCCCCCAGGCCCUGGUGGAUGAUACUGAGGAUGUGUCCCUGGACUUUGGCAAUGAAGAGGAGCUGGCUUUUAGGAAAGCCAAGAUCAGGCACCCCUUGGCCACCUUUUUCCACCUGUUCUUCCGAGUGAGUGCAAUUGUCACUUACAUAUGCUGUGACUGGUUCAGCAAAAGCUUUGUGGGCUGCUUUGUCACUGUGCUGCUCCUUCUGUCCUUGGACUUCUGGUCUGUGAAGAAUGUAACUGGAAGACUCAUGGUGGGCCUUCGAUGGUGGAAUCAGAUAGAUGAAGAUGGGAAAAGUCACUGGAUAUUUGAAGCCAGAAAGGUCUCUUCUAAUAAUAUCACUGCCACAGAAGCUGAGGCUCGGAUCUUCUGGCUCGGUCUCAUUAUUUGCCCCAUGAUUUGGAUUGUAUUCUUUUUUAGCACCUUAUUUUCCUUGAAGCUAAAGUGGCUGGCCCUUGUGAUCGCUGGGAUUUCCCUCCAAGCCGCCAACCUGUAUGGUUACAUUCUUUGUAAGAUGGGAGGUGACAGUGACAUCAGCAGAGUCACAGCCAGCUUUCUGUCCCAGACAGUGCUCCAGACGGCCUGCCCAGGUGACUUCCAGAAGCCUGUACUUGAGAGACUGGAAAUCCACAAGCAUUAGGUUUCUCUUGAGGGGCAGAGAUGGCUUCAGUGAAGGGUUCGCUAACUGAAUAACUUCUAACAAAGAAGAUUUCGUAAUCCCAUAAUCCCGUGUGUUUUUCAUGUGAAGGAAGCCUUGGAGAAGUUUUGGAGG
Loxodonta africana (African savanna elephant) is the source of this 1038-nucleotide messenger RNA. It is a transcript of the gene TVP23A, whose product is annotated as trans-golgi network vesicle protein 23 homolog A. Lineage: Eukaryota; Metazoa; Chordata; Mammalia; Proboscidea; Elephantidae. The transcript is spliced from 8 exons. Gene Ontology annotation, cellular component: Golgi membrane. Gene Ontology annotation, biological process: protein secretion; vesicle-mediated transport. Bases 1 to 906 code for a protein of 301 amino acids. The record is from RefSeq and is a predicted model, not a curated record.